Closterium sp. NIES-65 is the source of this 612-nucleotide messenger RNA. The record is from the annotation of a GenBank genome assembly. NCBI's taxonomy places the organism in Eukaryota, Viridiplantae, Streptophyta, Zygnematophyceae, Desmidiales, Closteriaceae.
AUGGCUAGCCCUAUUGUUCUCACCUUUGAUGCUGAGGGGCGUGUGGUUGACUUUGACGUUUGGGUUGACGACCUGCAGCUCUUUCUUCAGUGUGACUCUAGGGAUGGGGUAUCCCUUUUCGAUCACACGUCCGGUGUCUCUACUGCACCUGCUGCCACUGCUGACAGUACGGUUCGCUCGCAGUGGACCACUCCUAACGCUGUUGCUCGUCUUGCUAUUCGCAGUCACCUGCCGAAUGCUGAGCACGCGCAUUUUGGCCAGUACAAGAUUGCUAGUGCUGAGGGUGACUAUUACCUGAGUGUCCCGCCCGACCCGGGCAUUGAGGCUGCUGCUCUAAGUGCUAGUGCGUCUGCUGCUCCAGGUACUGGUGAGUCGGCUGCUCCAGGUGCUGGUGAAUCUGCUCUCUCUUGUACUGCACUUACUGAGGCCUUUCACACUUUCACACUUGACUCUGGUGCUUCGCGCUCUUUCUUUCCUGACAGCACCACACUCACGCCGCUCAGUCCGCAUGUCGCAGUCUCCCUGGCUGACCCCUCUGGGGGCCCAGUCCUUGCGCACUCUUCCACGGUUCCACCUCCCCUCGUUCUCUACGAACCUGGUGAGUGGAGCUGA